This is a messenger RNA of Pteropus alecto (black flying fox), 690 nucleotides long. It is a transcript of the gene MAGOH, whose product is annotated as mago homolog, exon junction complex subunit. The record is from RefSeq and is a predicted model, not a curated record. Gene Ontology annotation, cellular component: nucleus; catalytic step 2 spliceosome; exon-exon junction complex. Lineage: Eukaryota; Metazoa; Chordata; Mammalia; Chiroptera; Pteropodidae. Bases 109 to 549 code for a protein of 146 amino acids. The transcript has 5 exons. Gene Ontology annotation, biological process: RNA splicing.
CGUGCUUUCACGUCACUUCCGCGCGCCGCCGUAAACGUCAGUGUCGGGCGCUUACGGCGGCGGUGUGGUUUGAUAUUAAAGUUCGGACUCCGUUGCCUUUUGCGAGCAAUGGAGAGUGACUUUUAUCUGCGUUAUUAUGUGGGUCACAAGGGCAAGUUCGGCCACGAAUUCCUGGAGUUUGAGUUCCGACCCGACGGUAAAUUGAGAUAUGCCAACAACAGCAAUUACAAAAAUGAUGUCAUGAUCAGAAAAGAGGCUUAUGUACAUAAAAGUGUGAUGGAAGAAUUGAAGAGAAUAAUUGAUGACAGUGAAAUUACCAAAGAGGAUGAUGCUUUGUGGCCUCCUCCUGACCGAGUGGGCCGACAGGAGCUUGAAAUCGUCAUUGGAGAUGAACACAUUUCCUUCACAACAUCAAAAAUUGGUUCCCUUAUUGACGUUAAUCAAUCCAAGGAUCCAGAAGGCUUACGAGUAUUUUAUUACCUUGUCCAGGACCUGAAGUGUUUGGUCUUCAGUCUUAUUGGAUUACACUUCAAGAUUAAGCCAAUCUAGAUUGAAUGUUAGUAUGGACACAAGGGGGUGGUAGUGGCUAUUUUUAAUUACCAUUAUCAGGAAAUUUUCAUGUAUAUCAGGGCAAUUUUUUUUUUAUAAACUAUAAAUGAUUUUCUUUAAUAAAUGCGUAACAAAAUGCAA